Molecule: messenger RNA, 417 nt
Organism: Thalassophryne amazonica
Lineage: Eukaryota; Metazoa; Chordata; Actinopteri; Batrachoidiformes; Batrachoididae
Product: carboxypeptidase O-like
Exons: 3
Coding region: 39-404 (121 amino acids)
Biological process (GO): proteolysis
Molecular function (GO): zinc ion binding; metallocarboxypeptidase activity
Source: RefSeq, a predicted model, not a curated record
UUGGUCUGAAGACUGCAGAGAAAAAGAAAGCAAUCUGGAUGGACUGUGGCAUACACGCCAGAGAAUGGAUCGCCCCGGCCUUCUGUCAGUACUUAGUCAGACAGAUUCUGCAAACAAACAAAACAGACCCAAACAUGCACGAGAUGAUGAAGAACAUGGACUUCUACAUCACGCCUGUGCUCAACAUCGACGGCUACAUGUUCUCGUGGGAGAACGAAACGAAUCGACUGUGGAGGAAAUCCAGGUCUCCAGGACCUGCGGGUUGUGACUGUUAUGGCACCGAUCUCAACUGCAACUUUUACGCCAACUGGGGCAGUAAGUGUCACGGUGGUUCAACACCAACAAACCGACACAGUUCCUUCACUUAUAAUUCAAUACUGUGGAACAAAUCACACGUAAAAUAACAGACAGAGCACA